This is a messenger RNA of Saitoella complicata NRRL Y-17804, 2709 nucleotides long. RefSeq lists its product as uncharacterized. NCBI's taxonomy places the organism in Eukaryota, Fungi, Ascomycota, Saitoellomycetes, Saitoellales, Saitoellaceae. The coding region runs from base 56 to 2491 and encodes 811 amino acids. The record is from RefSeq and is a predicted model, not a curated record. Gene Ontology annotation, molecular function: histone acetyltransferase activity. The transcript is spliced from 5 exons. Gene Ontology annotation, biological process: regulation of DNA-templated transcription.
CUCCAAGGGACGUUCAGGGACGUCUUGCAACCGGACUGGAUCAGGACGAUCAGGGAUGCCUCGCCAGGGAGACGAUGACCAGUGGGACCCCGUUGAGGAUGUAUGCGCUGAGUGCGCGAGUAACGCCAGCCCGAGCUUUGACGACGAAGAGCUGAUUGGCUGCGCACGGUGUGACAAAAGAGGUGUGAUUCGUUCUAUAUGGAUGGCACGAGAUGGCUGUACUGACAUCGUGGCAGCACACCCCUCUUGCCUCGGCGACAUCGAAAUCACCGGAACUUGGGUCUGCCCCGAUUGCCAAAUCUGCGAAGAAUGCGGCCAAAACGCAAACUCACACCAUCUCAAAACAUGUGCAAACUGCGACGCGACAUACCACAACUACUGUCUCGAACCACCCAUAAGACGCUUUCCUGAUAAUUGGCUGUGUCCGUUUUGCGCGGCGGGGAAGAAGGCGAAUGGCGGAGGUGGUGGUACCUCGCGGAGACGACGGGCGACUGAGACGCCGGGAGAGGAGACGCCGAGGGGGUCGAGUACGAGGCCUUCGAGAAAGAGGAAGAUUGCGGAGGUGAGCCCGACGCAACCACACGAAACGCCUGCCCCUCCGAGACAGAGCAGAUCGAUUACGGCGACGCCAGCGCCCCCACCGGAGACGCCAGCCGCAACAGCGACAUCGAAGAAACGAAAGAAGAAGACCGUUCUCGAUACACCCUUACGCGUCCAAAUUCUGGAACAGACACCGCACAAGCUGAUGCUUUCCUUCAAGCUCUCACCGGCCGGGCUGGCAGCUGUGACCUCACGCAGCUCUCGCAAAAACAGAGACAAGACACGACCAUCCGAGCUGAAAAGCAAGGAGAAAGGAAAGGAGCCAGAAGUACCAUAUGGCGGCAUCCUCACCGGCGCAGAUGCAGACACGAGCAAAACCAUGCCCGACGCCCUCGACAAAGACCGCUUCAACACCGCGCGCAAAAAAGCAAUCGAAGUAACCGCAACCCGUCAAGCCUCCUCCCUGGUCGAAUCCCCCGUCCUAACCCACAACGCCAACGACAGCACCAAAGACCUCACCGACCGCUCCCGCCACAGUCAAAUCCGUUGUAUCCACUUUGGCUCCUACGAAAUCGAGACAUGGUAUGCAAGUCCCUAUCCAGAGGAGUAUAGCCGAAAUAAGGUUUUGCAUAUCUGCGAGUUUUGUUUGAAGUAUAUGAAUUCGGAUUAUGUUGCUUGGAGACAUAAGUUGAAAUGCCCAACCAAAUACCCCCCCGGCGACGAAAUCUACCGCGACGGCGCAAUCAGCGUCUUCGAAGUCGAUGGGCGGAAGAAUCCGGUGUAUUGUCAGAAUUUGUGCUUGCUGGCCAAGCUGUUUUUGCAGAGUAAGACGCUGCAUUAUGAGGUUGAGCCGUUUUUGUUUUAUGUCAUGACGGAGUGGGAUGAUUUUGGAUGUCAUUUGGUUGGUUAUUUCUCGAAGGAAAAACGGUCAGAGACGAAUAAUGUUUCGUGUAUUCUUACGUUACCGAUUCGACAACGGAAAGGUUACGGUAACUUCCUCAUCGAUUUUAGCUACCUUCUCUCCAAAAAGGAGGGUCGGACGGGGAGUCCGGAGAAGCCGUUGAGUGAUUUGGGGUUGGUUAGUUAUCGGAAUUAUUGGCGAACGGUGUUGAGUUAUGAGUUGACGGAGUUGUAUGCGAAGGGGAGUGUGAGUAUUGAAGAUUUGUCGGAACGGACUGCGAUGGCUGUGGAUGAUGUUAUUUCGGCAUUGGAGGCGAUGAGUGUGCUUCAGCAAGAUCCGGAUACGGCGGAGUAUAAUCUCGUCGUUGAUCUCGAUGCCAUUCAAGAGAAUAUCACGAAAUGGGAGAGCAAGAAAUAUCAGCAGCUCAAGCCUCUGAAUUUGAAGUGGACGAAAUUUAUCAUGCCUGGGCCUGGGUAUGGACAAGCGUGGAAUGCGCCAAAGCAUAUUCAGGUGAAAGAGGAUAGGCAGGAGGAGGAUGUUCCUGAAGAGGGGGCCGGGGAGGAUGAGGAAGCCCCGGCGCAGCCGAUGUGGACGCUGAGUACGCCUGGGAGAGGAAGGCCGCCGAAUCCGAAUAACAUCAAACUCCCACCCGGCGUCGUGCUGAACACCCCGGCCGCUAUCCCAGCUCGUCUCCAAAAAUCCCUCUCGACACCCAAAUCACGAAGCAGGACUACGGACUCCACCCCAAAAACACGGCACAAACCCCGCGCGGAAGAUUUCGAAAACCCGGAUGGAACACUAAAUGAACCAAUGCUGGAAAUCCACCGGAAGAAGAUGAAGAAGGGGCCGGGGUGGUAUCCGAUGGUUGUUAGGGAGAAACAUGGGAUGGGACCGCCGCCGGAGUAUGAGAAGAGGAAGAAGGAGAGGGAGGGGACGGUGGGGGAGAAUGGGUACGUGAGUGCGAGUGCGACGAUGAGGGACGAGGGGACGCCGGCGGUGUGGGAGGAUGCGGGUGAGCAGGUGGUUGUUGAUCCGGCGUUGCUUCGGUGACCUCGGGACCGUCGGCGGGAUCGAGGUCUCCUAUGACGGUAGUGGGAUGAAGCUUACAUAGAUAUAGACUUUUUGGUGGGAUUUGUGGGACAUGAUUCACCCUCGUAACCCAAUGAUCUUUUCAUUUGGAAAUGCAGAUAACCCAGAAAAAGAACCCCAGAACUCCAGAAAUGAACCAGAAAACUCAGUGACGAGGCAAAGCAAUAAUCACAACUCCU